AUGCCUCUCGUCGACAACGACCAGAUCAAGGCGGCCACCCUGCACAAUCCGCUGCCACUGUCGCUGCACCUCUACGUCUGGCCCUUCCUCAUCGUCUGGCCGCUCUUCCUCUCCGUUUACCUAUCGCCCUCCCAGUACGAGAAGCACAUCCAGUCCUCCGAAUGGACCUUCGUAUGGUGCGGCUCCAUCAUCACCGUCCAGUCCCUCAUCUGGCUCAGCACCCACUGGAGCGUUGAUCUGAAGGCCCUGUUUACCGCGACCAAGGCCAAAGAUGUCCGCAGCGCCACUCUCAUCAAAGUCCACCCCAUUGCCAACGCCGGCGCCGCUGAGAUCUGCCCGCUGAAGCGCGACAAUGUUGGCGGCAAGCAGAACAUCUCCUUUCUCUUCCAGAAGCGCCGCUUUCUCUACGAUUCCGAGAAGAAUUCGUUUGCGACUGUGUCCUAUUCAAUCGACGCCGAGCCGAAGCCCGUCAUCAGCGCCUUCCAGAGCUCGCGUGGCCUGACCAGCCCCGCCGAAGUGCAGCGCAUCCACGAGCACUAUGGCGACAACUCGUUCGACAUCCCCGUGCCGACCUUCCUCGAGCUCUUCAAAGAGCACGCCGUCGCGCCAUUCUUCGUAUUCCAGGUCUUCUGCGUUGGCUUGUGGAUGCUGGACGAAUACUGGUACUAUUCUCUCUUCACUUUGUUCAUGCUGGUCGCCUUCGAGAGCACCGUCGUGUGGCAGCGCCAGAGGACGUUGAACGAGUUCCGUGGCAUGAGCAUCAAGCCGUACGAUGUUUGGGUCUUCCGCGAGGACAAAUGGCAAGAGAUUGAAAGCGACAAGCUGCUGCCUGGCGAUCUCGUCUCGGUCGAGCGCACCAAAGAGGACAGCGGCGUAGCAUGCGACAUGAUUCUGGUCGAGGGUACCGCCAUCGUAAACGAGGCGAUGCUGUCCGGAGAGAGUACCCCCGUCUUGAAGGACUCCAUCCAAUUGCGCCCAGGCAACGCUCACCUCGAUCCCGAAGGUCUGGACAAAAACGCACUGCUGUGGGGUGGCACCAAGGUCCUCCAAGUCAGCCACGGAAAUCCUAGUGAAGACGCCCCCGAUGCCAUUCCCCGUCUCGCCUCCGGCAUCCCCCCGCCACCCGACAAGGGCGCGGUUGCUGUUGUGGUCAAGACCGGAUUCGAGACGAGCCAAGGUAGCCUCGUGCGGACCAUGAUUUACUCGACAGAGCGCGUUUCUGCCAACAACGUUGAAGCCCUGCUUUUCAUUCUUUUCCUGCUCAUCUUCGCCAUCGCCGCGUCUUGGUACGUCUGGCAGGAGGGCGUGGCUAAAGAUCGCAAGCGAUCAAAGCUCCUCUUGGAUUGCGUCCUUAUCAUCACCAGCGUGGUUCCGCCGGAGCUACCUAUGGAAUUGAGUUUGGCUGUCAACACGAGUCUUGCUGCCCUCAGCAAGUACGCCAUCUUCUGCACCGAACCGUUCCGCAUUCCUUUCGCCGGCCGCGUCGAUGUCGCCUGCUUUGACAAGACCGGUACUCUGACCGGCGAAGACCUUGUCGUCGACGGCAUUGCCGGCCUGACUCUUGGACAGCCAGAAGCUAAGGCUGAGGCUGAUGGUGCUCAGACUCAGCUGGUGCCAGUCAACCAGAUCGGCCCUGAUUCCACCUUGGUCCUCGCCACGGCUCAUGCUCUGGUCAAACUUGACGAAGGAGAGAUUGUGGGCGAGCCCAUGGAGAAGGCAACUCUGCAAGCUCUUGGGUGGGUACUUGGUAGGCAGGAUACUCUCACCAACAAGAUUGGCCGUACGAGCGUCGCCGAGCUGGUUCAGAUCAAACGCCGUUUCCAGUUUUCCUCGGCCCUCAAGAGACAGAGCUCUGUUGCUACCGUCUUGGCGACGAACCCAAAGUCCGGAAAGAAGACGAAGCACACCUUUGUUGGCGUAAAGGGAGCUCCGGAGACUAUUCGUAACAUGCUGGUCACCACCCCGCCCAAGUACGAGGAAACCUACAAGCACUUCACUAGAAAUGGCGGUCGUGUGCUCGCUUUGGCAUACAAACGCCUUUCCACCGAAGACGAGAUCAGCCAGAAGAGAAUCAACGACCUGAAGCGCGAGGAGGUUGAAUCAGAGCUUCACUUCGCUGGUUUCCUAGUCCUCCAGUGCCCACUCAAGGAUGACGCAAAGAAGGCGGUUCAGAUGCUCAAUGAGAGCAGCCAUCGUGUGGUUAUGAUUACCGGUGACAACCCUCUCACUGCUGUCCAUGUGGCUCGCCAAGUGGAGAUUGUUGAUAGGGACUGCUGGAUCUUGGAUGCUCCCGAGAACGACGACUCCGGCAAGAAUCUUGUUUGGAGAAGCAUUGAUGACAAGGUCAACAUUCCGGUCGACCCCACUCAAGAGCUUUCCCGAGAGAUUCUCGACACAAAGGACGUCUGCGUCACGGGAUACGCUCUCGCCAAGUUCAAGGAUCAGAAGGCAUGGCAUCAGCUCCUCCGCCACACCUGGGUCUAUGCACGCGUUUCCCCCAAGCAGAAGGAAGAAAUCCUUCUCGGGCUGAAAGACGCAGGUUACACCACUCUCAUGUGUGGUGACGGUACGAACGACGUGGGUGCGCUGAAGCAAGCCCACAUCGGUGUGGCUCUUCUCAACGGUACGAAGGACGACCUGGACAAGAUUGCGGAGCAUUUCAGGACCACGAAGAUGAAGGAGGUGUAUGAAAAGCAGGUGUCUCUCAUGCAGCGCUUCAACCAGCCUGCUCCUCCAGUGCCGCCCAUGAUUGCACACCUGUAUCCUCCUGGACCGUCGAACCCGCACUAUGAGAAAGCGAUGAAGCGUGAGCAGGACAGGAAGAUCAGCAAAGGCAUCAUGGCUGCUGAAGAAGCUGCAAAGGCAAACGGAGCUACUGCGCCGACGUCGAGUGCAGUUGCGGCGCCGCCGAACGAGACGCCUGCGCAGAGAAACCAGCGUCUCGCCCAAGAGAAGGCACAGAGCCUCGCGGAUAAGUUGCAGAUGUCAAUGAUGGAGAACGAGCUGGACGACAGCGAGCCGCCGACGAUUAAGCUCGGAGACGCAUCCGUUGCCGCGCCCUUCACCAGCAAGCUGGCCAACGUCAUCGCUAUUCCCAACAUCAUCCGCCAGGGACGCUGCACCCUUGUUGCUACGAUUCAGAUGUACAAGAUCCUAGCUUUGAACUGUCUCAUCAGCGCAUACAGCUUGAGUGUCCUCUACCUAGACGGCAUCAAGUUCGGCGACGGACAGGUGACGAUUAGCGGUAUGAUGAUGAGCGUCUGCUUCCUGUCCAUCUCUCGGGCCAAGCCCGUCGAGGCGCUUUCCAAAGAGCGUCCGCAGCACAACAUCUUCAACAUCUACAUCAUCGGCUCUGUCCUCGGCCAGUUUGCCAUCCACAUUGUUACUCUCAUCUACAUCUCCCAAUACGUGCAGCGCACGGAGCCAAAGAGCGACGACGUGGAUUUGGAGGGCGAGUUUGAGCCAUCUCUCCUCAACAGCGCCAUCUACCUGCUGCAGCUGAUUCAGCAGAUUUCGACGUUCGCGAUCAACUACCAGGGUCGGCCGUUCCGGGAAUCGAUCCGCGAGAACAAGGGCAUGUACUACGGCCUCGUUGGCGUGGCAUUUGUUGCCUUCUCGUGCGCGACAGAGUUCAUUCCCGAAAUCAACGAGAAGCUGCGCCUGGUUCCUUUCACGACCGAGUUCAAGAUGACAAUGACGGUGGUCAUGCUCAUUGACUAUGUGGGAUGCUGGGUCAUUGAGAAGACGCUGAAGUAUUUCUUCAGCGACUACAAGCCCAAGGACAUUGCCGUACGCCGCAAGGACCAGAUUGAGAGGGAGGAGGCCAGGAAGAAGCUAGAGGCCGAGGAGGCGGAGAGGAAGAAGGAGCAGUAG
Lasiodiplodia theobromae is the source of this 3873-nucleotide messenger RNA. RefSeq names its product Cation-transporting ATPAse 4. NCBI's taxonomy places the organism in Eukaryota, Fungi, Ascomycota, Dothideomycetes, Botryosphaeriales, Botryosphaeriaceae. Gene Ontology annotation, molecular function: ATP binding; P-type ion transporter activity; ATP hydrolysis activity. The record is from RefSeq and is a predicted model, not a curated record. Gene Ontology annotation, cellular component: endoplasmic reticulum membrane. Bases 1 to 3873 code for a protein of 1290 amino acids. The transcript is spliced from 2 exons. Gene Ontology annotation, biological process: intracellular calcium ion homeostasis.